AUGGCUAUGCAGCAGAUCUGGGACAACUUAAAAAACAUCAAAGGGAAGCUUAAAGGAGUUCAUAAGCAGUGCUAUGCUAACCUGGAGACUAGAAUUGCUCAAAUUAUAGAGCAAUUGGAUGUCAUUCAGACCAACAUUGCUACUAACAGAACUGAAGAUCUUUUUGUGCACGAAGCUGAAUAUGUAAUUCAAUUGAAGAAGCUAUUGGUCAUUGAAGAAAGUGCUUACAGGCAAAAAUCAAGAAUUCAAUGGCUCAAUCUGGGGGUUAAACUCACUACUGCCAUUGACAUUCAAGUAGAAGUUAUGCAUUUUGAAACUGGUUUACUGGGGACUGCUACUCAGGAACUCCCAGGGGUUGACAUUGCUCUUGUAAGAGCAGGGGCUCAAGUUCAGCAUGCUGAUGUUCGCUAUCUGAUACAACCAGUUACUCAUGAUGAGAUUGAUUUGGCUCUUCAUAACAUUGAUCAAAUUAAAGCUCUAGGGAUUGAUGGUUUUAACAGCUUGUUCUUCAAGAGAAGCUGGCAUAUAUGA
Beta vulgaris subsp. vulgaris (sugar beet) is the source of this 531-nucleotide messenger RNA. RefSeq lists its product as uncharacterized. Bases 1 to 531 code for a protein of 176 amino acids. The transcript has 2 exons. Lineage: Eukaryota; Viridiplantae; Streptophyta; Magnoliopsida; Caryophyllales; Amaranthaceae. The record is from RefSeq and is a predicted model, not a curated record.